This is a messenger RNA of Acaulospora morrowiae, 157 nucleotides long. The record is from the annotation of a GenBank genome assembly. Lineage: Eukaryota; Fungi; Glomeromycota; Glomeromycetes; Diversisporales; Acaulosporaceae.
UGAUAUCAAUCAAGAGCACUCAUUCUAUUCAGAUAAUUCUUGUGAACUUUGUUAUCCUCCUGAGGAACCAACCGCUACCUUUUUGAUCUUUUGGCAUUGGCUCCAAAUGGAAUUUUCUGCUACCACUUACAUAUCCAAAACCCAGGAAUAUUUCUAA